Messenger RNA from Rubroshorea leprosula, 1835 nucleotides. NCBI's taxonomy places the organism in Eukaryota, Viridiplantae, Streptophyta, Magnoliopsida, Malvales, Dipterocarpaceae. The record is from the annotation of a GenBank genome assembly.
CACAGCUAAACAACCCGGCACCCUAAUCUGCAAUCGGAGAAUCUCCGAUUGGGAGAGAACCAUACCGAAAUCCACCCAAAAGAUAAUCUUUAUCCUUUCUCGUGGCGUAUUCAGACACUGGAAAGCGUCCUGCUUUCACCAACCGGAAAGGUAGAGAAAAGGGGGUUCUUGUUCAGAUCUCGUUCUGUGUUUGCUCUUUUCUUGCUUCAAUGGCGGAUUCUAGGAAGUACAUUUCGAGGGCUGAUCUUCAAAACCACAAUAAACCAGGAGAUCUUUGGAUCUCUAUACAGGGGAAGAUCUAUGAUGUCACGAGGUGGGCUGAUGAUCACCCUGGAGGAGCGCCUCCGUUGCUGAAUCUAGCCGGCCAGGACGUUACUGACGCCUUCGUGGCCUUUCAUCCGGGCUCGGCCUGGCAAUAUCUGGACAAGUUCUCUACUGGGUACUAUCUCGAGGGUUACUCUGUUUCUGAGGUGUCCAAGGAUUAUAGGAGACUUGUCUCCGAGUUUUCAAAGAUGGGUCUUUUUGAAAAGAAAGGGUACGGUGGCUUCAUUUCGCUUUGCUUCGUCGCGUUGUUGUUUGCAGUGAGUGUUUGGGGCGUUUUGUGCUCGGAGAGUGCAUGGGUGCAUCUGGGUUGUGGUGGAUUAAUGGGGUUCUUGUGGAUACAGAGUGGGUGGAUUGGGCAUGAUUCUGGGCAUUACCAGUUCAUGGUGAGCCCUAGGUUCACUCGAUUUAUUCAGAUCCUUACUGGGAAUUGCCUUGCUGGGAUCAGUAUUGCAUGGUGGAAAUGGAACCACAAUGCCCAUCAUAUUGCAUGCAACAGUCUAGAUUUUGAUCCAGAUCUUCAACACAUGCCAUUCUUUGCGGUAUCUUCCAAAUUGUUCAAUUCAAUUACCUCUUACUUUUAUGAUAGGAAGAUGAAUUUUGAUUCUGUUGCAAGGUUCUUGGUUAGCUACCAGCAUUGGACAUUUUAUCCUGUAAUGUGCUUUGCUAGGAUUAAUCUGUUUUCACAAUCCUUCAUUCUGUUGUUAUCUAAGAGAAAAGUGCCAAAUAGGGGUCAGGAGAUUUUGGGGCUUCUUUUGUUUUGGACUUGGUAUCCAUUGCUUGUUUCUUGCCUUCCCAACUGGGGUGAAAGAAUAAUGUUUGUGGUUGCAAGCUUUGUGGUGACUGGAAUUCAACAUAUUCAAUUCUGCUUGAAUCAUUUCUCAUCAAGUGUUUAUGUUGGCCCACCUAGCAGCAACGACUGGUUUGAGAAGCAGACUAUUGGAUCACUUGACAUAUCGUGCUCCUCUUGGAUGGAUUGGUUCCAUGGUGGCUUGCAGUUUCAAAUUGAGCACCAUCUGUUUCCAAAGUUGCCUCGAUGCCAUCUGAGGAAAAUCUCUCCAUUAGUUAAGGAACUAUGCAAGAAGCAUAAUUUGCCAUACAGCAGUGCAUCAUUUUGGAAGGCCAAUGAAAUGACGAUUGGAACUCUCAGGGCUGCAGCCUUGCAGGCUCGUGAUCUCACCAAUCCAGUUCCUAAAAAUUUAGUGUGGGAAGCAGUUAACACCCAUGGGUGAGAGAAUGCACAUUCUGAAGCUUGCCUACAAUGAACCGGGGCAUAAUAUCCGCUGAUGAUAAUUUUUUUUUAUUGCUUGGAGGCUUCAUUUUAUUGUUUGAAAUGUAUGUUUUUACUGAUCAGCUCAUUUUCUCCUUCGUUGAUUAAGCUAUAAACCAUUCAUGCUGAUUCCUUGCAGGUUAAGGAAUUAGUUGGAUGUUAAGUUUUGUGUUUACUCUUAUGAGACUCUGCUUCCUCUAUAAUUUGAUAUGAUUUAAACCCACUGGACGUAACAUUUGAUAGU